AUGGAAUCAAAUCAAAAAUCCGGGGAUGGAUUGGCCGGCACCCAGAAAGAAGCUGCCCUCCGCACAUUAAUUCAGCGCACGGGAUAUAAUUUGAUUCAGGAAAAUGGUCAAAGAAAGUAUGGAGGGCCACCACCAGGUUGGGAUGGACCACUACCAGAAAGAGGCUGUGAGAUUUUCAUUGGAAAAUUACCCCGGGACCUCUUUGAAGAUGAACUUAUACCACUAUGUGAAAAAAUUGGUAAGAUCUAUGAAAUGCGAAUGAUGAUGGACUUCAAUGGAAAUAACAGAGGAUAUGCUUUCGUAACUUUUUCCAGCAAACAGGAGGCCAAGAAUGCCAUCAGGCAACUGAACAAUUAUGAAAUUAGGAAUGGACGGCUCCUAGGGGUUUGUGCCAGUGUAGACAACUGCCGUUUAUUUGUAGGAGGAAUCCCUAAAACCAAGAAGAGGGAAGAGAUUUUAGCAGAAAUGAAGAAAGUUACAGAUGGUGUGAUUGAUGUGAUCGUAUACCCUAGCGCAGCCGACAAAACAAAAAACCGUGGAUUUGCUUUUGUGGAAUACAGCAGUCACCGGGCAGCGGCUAUGGCGAGAAGAAAACUGCUCCCAGGAAGGAUACAAUUAUGGGGACACCCUAUUGCAGUAGAUUGGGCAGAGCCGGAGGUCGAGGUUGAUGAAGACACCAUGUCAUCAGUGAAAAUCCUCUAUGUGCGGAAUCUUAUGUUAUCGACCACCGAAGAGACCAUUGAAAAAGAAUUCAACAAUGUUAAGCCAGGAUCAGUUGAACGAGUAAAGAAAAUCAGAGACUAUGCAUUUGUGCACUUUAAUAACCGAGAACAUGCCAUUGAAGCCAUGAAAAUCUUGAAUGGGAAGGUGGUGGAUGGCUCUCCCAUUGAGGUUACGUUAGCCAAGCCAGUAGACAAAGACAGCUAUGUGCGAUACACCAGAGGUACAGGAGGACGAGGGGCAGUUUUGCCAGAAUACACCUAUACAUUUGGGCAUGUCUAUGAUCCUGCCACAGCCUAUCUGGGAGCCCCAGUGUUCUAUGCACCUCAAGCCUAUGCUGCUAUUCCCAGUCUCCAUUUUCCAGCUGCAAAAGCACACCUGAGCAACAGGGGCAUUAUCAGGCCUCCAUCGAUCAGAGAAAUUUACAUGAAUGUACCUGUAGGGGCUGCUGGAGUUAGAGGACUAGGAGGCCGUGGCUACUUGGCUAACCCUGCCCUGGGUCGUGGAUACCAACUCAAAGGAGAGAAGAGGGGAGAGGACAAACUCUAUGAUCUCUUGCCUGGAAUGGAGCUUACACCAAUGAAUCAUGUCAGUUUAAAACCACAAGGAAUUAAACUUGCUCCACAGAUAUUAGAAGAAAUCUGCCAGAAGAAUAACUGGGGACAGCCUGUCUACCAACUUCAUUCUGCCAUUGGCCAAGACCAAAGACAGCUCUUCUUAUAUAAGAUCACUAUUCCUGCUCUUGCCAGUCAAAAUCCUACUAUGCAUCCCUUCACGCCGCCCAAGCUAAGUGCUUAUGUAGACGAAGCCAAAACCUAUGCAGCAGAGUACACCCUUCAGACCUUGGGCAUCCCCAUGGAGGGAGCAGAGACUCCGACUGCUACAGCUCCUUUCCCAGGGUACACCAUUGCGAAUGCAGCAGCCACCGUGGCAGCCACUCAGCUCAAGCAAGCUGUGACUCUAGGACAAGAUCUGGCCACCUAUGCAGCGUACGAAGCAUAUCCUGCAUUUGCAGUAGCUACUCGCAGUGAUGCAUAUGGAGCUUUUUAG
Messenger RNA from Gekko japonicus, 1770 nucleotides. RefSeq names its product APOBEC1 complementation factor (gene A1CF). Gene Ontology annotation, cellular component: nucleus. The record is from RefSeq and is a predicted model, not a curated record. The transcript is spliced from 11 exons. Gene Ontology annotation, molecular function: mRNA binding. Bases 1 to 1770 code for a protein of 589 amino acids. Lineage: Eukaryota; Metazoa; Chordata; Lepidosauria; Squamata; Gekkonidae.